AUGAUAAAGUUGCAUGAAGUGCCUCCAGAACCAGUAGACCCUGCUAGUCUCCCUCAUGAUGUUAAUGCACAUAGCCCCGAAGGAGAUGGUAAUCCUGAUAAGAGGAAAAAAAUAUUUGGCAUUCCGUAUCCUUUUUCCAGGAGUUCAUGUCGGAGAUUCCUUUGGAACUGUCAAAAGAUUUCGGUACUGCCCAUGGCAUUGUAUUUCCCACUACAUGCAGCAAAUACAUUAAUCACGCCGGCAGUAUCACCUGAUUCUGCUCCUGACGACGUUUUAAUGAUGGUGAGAGAGAUUUUACCGUCCAUAACUACCAAGCUGUUAGUUGCGGGUAUUACUCUUCAUGUUUCUGCUGGUGUCUUGCUCCGAAUCGUGAACAACUGGAACAAGCCAAGAAGAAAUAGACAUCGACAUUUAAAGAUAUCGGCCGAACAAGAUCUAUCCCAAGAUUCGAUUGGUUUAACUGGUGGAAUUUCUGGCUAUUUAUUUGGAUUGUAUAAGACCUUCCGCAUUCCUCCACAAGUGAUUAGUGGAUACAUCCUUGUUCCCGUCCUGAUAUACCACUUAUUAAUUAUGAAAUGGGUGCCGAAUUCCAUCUCUACUGAGGUGGAUUUCGCCUCUAUAAAGCAAUUACUAUCUAGCAAGAACAGGUGGUGGAAAUGGCUUGGAGGCCUGGUGCCGUUAGCUAUUCUCCUCGAGUCAGGUGUAUAUCAUAUAGGUUCGGGGCUCUGCCGUUAUUUCGGUGUUAGAAAAAUGACUAGCAGGAAAAAAUGGUCCACAGCUAUCAAUCUAUUAACACUCGUUGGGUUCGUUUCUCUGAUUAGAUUGAUGAAAGAGGAUUCUACGAAACUGGGUCCCAACCAAUUCGAAAGCAUUUUCAAAAAGAUCCGGUUGCUGUUGCACGUGAAUUAG
Molecule: messenger RNA, 909 nt
Organism: Saccharomyces cerevisiae S288C
Lineage: Eukaryota; Fungi; Ascomycota; Saccharomycetes; Saccharomycetales; Saccharomycetaceae
Gene: MCP1
Product: Mcp1p
Exons: 1
Coding region: 1-909 (302 amino acids)
Biological process (GO): lipid homeostasis
Cellular component (GO): mitochondrial outer membrane; mitochondrial membrane; membrane
Source: RefSeq, marked reviewed